Caenorhabditis sp. 36 PRJEB53466 is the source of this 2552-nucleotide messenger RNA. Lineage: Eukaryota; Metazoa; Nematoda; Chromadorea; Rhabditida; Rhabditidae. The record is from the annotation of a GenBank genome assembly.
AUGAGCCCGUCGGAAGUCUACGAGGCCGGCCUGUGCUCGACAAUUCCGACCGUAUUCGACGAGUGCAAAGACGAUUGGAUAUCCAAAAACGGCACGUGUUAUCAAGACUCUUGUUGUGCCACUUUUGAGGCAAGUGAACACGUUUUAGUAAGUGUUCAACGCGACGAUGCUCAGGCCGCCACUUCAUGGUUCUAUCGGAUGGCUCAGUUCUCGCACGUCGUCUUCAGUUGUGUCGGAAUUGUGAUCGCGACUUUUUACGUGUCUAAAUACGCAUCAAAACACAUGCUACCGAGUAAUGUGCGCGUUCUCGUCAACAUUAUGCUCUUGCUGAUUGUGGCUCACUCCAUCGACAUGACUGUGAUUCAUGUGAGUUAUUAUCUCGAGAACCAAGUGUUUUCGUAAAAACUUGUUAAUUAAAAAGUUGUCGGAAAUGUUGUUUUGAACAACUUUCUCGUUGAUCAUUUCAUCUCAAAAUUCGUCAUUCUCGAGUUAUUGAUUGACUUUUAUACAGUACUCGUAACACUGAAAUCGUGUCGUCAUAGAAACGGACGAUAACUCGAGAAUGAUAAAUUUUCAGACAAAAUUGUGUGUUACAAAGAUGUUCAGCAUAAAAUUUCCAACAACUUUUCCAUUGACAAGUUUUUGCAGAAACCAUUGGUUCUCGAGAUACAGGCCUCCAAAGAUCACUUUCAGUUACACCACAUCACCCAAUCCUACCGAGCUCCGCUCUCCGAUCCGUGUUUCGUUCGGGAAAAAGUGUCUUUCUGUGCUCCAUUCCGCUAUACUUUCACUUUUUGCACAAUCGCUCUGUCCGUCUGUACAUAUUGCACCUAUAUCGAUCGAGUGGCGUGCGCCUUCUACAAAAACUAUGCGAAACAUCAAAAGUUGAUUCUGAUCUUUCAACUCAUUCAGUUGGUAAGCGGGGUUCUGGAUGUGACCAAUUUGAAGCGAAAUAUCGAGUCAAACGUUAUGCCGCGUCCAAAGUCGCGGACUUUGCUGUCCAAAGUCGGCAGAAAUUUGCGGAAAAUCCGGGGUGCGCACAGCUGAACGAGUGUUACCGUACACCAUAAAAACUACGGUAUUUUUUUGAAAAUUUACCCAAGAAAUUUGAAAAAAAUUUCAAAUAUUCUCGAGAAAUUUAAAUUUUUUUCAAAAAAAUACCGUUGAAAAAUUUACUCAAGAAAUUUGAAAAAUUUUCAAAUAUUCUCGAGAAAUUAUAAUUUUUUUUCAAAAAAAUACCGAUGAAAAAUUUAGCCAAGAAAUUUGAAAAAAAUUUGAAAAAAAUUCUCGAGAAAUUUAAAUUUUUUUCAAAAAAAUACCGUUGAAAAAUUUACUCAAGAAAUUUGAAAAAUUUUCAAAUAUUCUCGAGAAAUUAUAAUUUUUUUCAAAAAAAUACCGAUGAAAAAUUUAGCCAAGAAAUUUGAAAAAAAUUUGAAAAAAAUUCUCGAGAAAUUUAAAUUUUUUUCAAAAAAAUACCGUUGAAAAAUUUAGCCAAGAAAUUUGAAAAUUUUCAAAUAUUCUCGAUAAAUUUAAAUUUUUUUUCGAAAAAAAUACCAUAGUUUUAUGGUGUACGGUAACACUCGUUCAGCUGUGCGCAUCCCGGAUUUCCCGCAAAUUUCUGCCGACUUUGGACUGCAAAAUCCGCGAGAUUUGCGGGGUUUUCCGAGACUUUGGACGCGGCAUUAAUUUUCUCGAGUUUCAGGCUGUCAUUUCCACGUUGGCGGUCAUCUGGAUCUACCGAAACGACGAUCCGGACGCGUACCUCCUCUCGUGCAUCAACCUUCCGAGCGCGUCCGUCGCCGACAUGACCACAGUGACCAUCGUCAUAUUUCCCAUCAAUUUCGUCUGUUUCUUCCUCUCUAUCGUUCUGUUUCGACACUUUAAACGGAAGGAGAAGGGGUGAGUAGACAUUCGAAAAAGGAAGGUAGACAUCGGGGGGAUUAUGAUUAACUCUAUAAUAUCGGACUCUUAAAGUUUGUGUCUAGACGAACGUUUCUUUGCUCAUAACUGCUCAUAAUGACGGGUUUUUGAGAUAUAAGAAGUAAAAGUACUUUGAGGCCCCGCAGUUCAGGUCCUAAAUGUAAGUUUUCAAGUGACAGACCUUUUCUAAGUGCUUUUUCUGUAAUACCGUACUUCAUUUGAGCUCCAGCAGCCGAUUCGACAUUGUCCGUCACUUCACCGCCGCCGUCGACGUCGAAUCGUCAGAGUUUCUGUACCGAACGACGGGCACACAGGCCGCCAUGAUGGUCCUUUUCUCGGUGGCCUCACUCACAAUGCGCGUCUUCUAUCACUCGCUUCCAAGACCGAUCGGCCUCGCGGUUGCCACUCUUUCCUAUGUAAUCAAUUCAAUGACAACGCCAUCAAGCAUCGUAAAAGUGUGUUUUCAGACGUUCAGCAUCUACAGUCUCGUCGUUCCGUUGGUGAUGUUGAUCUACGCGAGAGGCACGACGAAUCAUCGAAAAGAACGGAUUUGGAGUCAGGUCGGACUGAAAUCGGUGGGCGUCGAAGGAGCCGAUCACUAUUUUGGAAUGAUGAAGACUCAGUGGGAAUGA